GGUGUUCCACUGGAGGUUAUUUUGAGGGGCUCGUGCUGUCAGCUGUUGUCUUGAGUCCUUUUGGACCCUCCUCACUACUCUUUUUCACUCUGAUAAAACUGUGGACUGACUGGUUCAUUGUCCUCCUUUUCUAUUCAAACCUGAACAGACACGUGUAGCAGAUGAUGGAGGGCACUGACCAGACCUCUGAGAACACCAAUGAACAAGUCAAUGGCCCAGAGGAGCAGCCAGUGGACCCCACGGAGGACUUCAGCAGGCAGCUAGAAGAUAUAAUCAACACGUAUGGAGCAGCAUCCAGCCUGAUGCAGGAGCAGAUCUCCAUCCUGGAGUCUGAGGAGAGAAAGGAAGAGGAGGCAAAGGCUGAUAAAGAGGCCGACCCACAAGAAGCUGGUGCCACUCCAGAGAAGGCGCAAAUAGCUGAUAAGAAAAUCCUCAAGGGCCUGGGUAAAGAGGCCGCAUCCUUAUUGAAAAGCCUGAACAAGCUCGGCUCACCAGAAGAGAAAGUGGAAAUGGUGUUGAAGAAAUACACUGAGCUGGUGGAGGAACACAGGACUGAGAAGAAACAGCUGGAGCAGCUUCAGCAGAGACAGGGUCUUCUGGUCAAGCAGAGAGAUCAGCUUCAGUUCGAGCACAGUCGUGCCAUCCUGGCCCGCAGCAAGCUGGAGAUGCUCUGCAGGGAGCUUCAGAGACAUAACAGGACACUGAAGGAGGAGAGUCUGCAGAGGCUGCGGGAGGAUGAAGUGAAGCGGAAGGAGAUCUCUGCUCAUUUCCAGAGCACGCUAGUGGACAUUCAGAGUCAGAUCGAGCAGCACAGUAACCGCAACAACAAGCUGUGCCAAGAGAACAGUGAGCUGGCCAGCAAACUCAAGACCAUCGUAGAGCAGUAUGAGCGAAGAGAAGAGAGUUUAGAGAAGAUAUUCAAACACAGAGAUCUACAGCAGAAACUGUCUGAUGCCAAACUGGAAGAAUCCAACAUGCUCCUCAGUCAAGCUGAAGAGAAGCACAAAAGAGAGAAGGAAUAUCUGCUUAAAGAGGCUAUUGAAAAAACAAAGAAAUGCUACGCAAUGAGGGAGCAGGAGUUACAGAUGAAGAAACAGCUUGUGUUGUACUCCCAGAAGUUUGAUGAAUUCCAGAACACACUUGCAAAAAGCAAUGAAAUCUACAUCACUUUCAAACAGGAGAUGGAGAAGAUGACAAAGAAGAUGAAAAAGCUGGAAAAGGAGUCAAGUAUAUGGAAGACACGGUUUGAAAGCUGCAAUAAAGCUCUUGUUGAAAUGAUUGAAGAGAGAUCAGAAAAGGCCAAAGAGUUUGAACUCUUCACUUUGAAAAUCGACCGUCUGGAGACUCUGUGCCGAGCACUGCAGGAUGAAAGAAAAAGUUUAUAUGACAAAAUUAAAGAAAUACGGUCCUCAGAAAAGGAGACUGUAGCACCUGUGGUGGAUUUGCCCCAAGUAGCUGAGCUUCAAGAGCUCAUCCAACUUCCUAAGUCAGCUCCCAACCCCAUGUUGACCGCAGAGAUGAAGAGGCUGCGAGAGGAGCAGAUCCGUCUGCAGGAGUUUGCCGCUUCCUUGGUAAGUUCCAUAACAGAUAAUGCUGGAGAAUCUGAUAGUGAGGAAGAGAAGAUGGCAGAAAAGGUUCCAGUAAUUCCUGAGGCUCCCAAACUUGAGUCCACCAAACCAGCAGAUAAACCAGAAUCAACACAAGAGGAACACUCCACCACAGAAGAAAACAAACCAGAGGUUGCAAGAGUUAAUGUAGAGAAGCCAUCAGUACUCACAAAUCCUGAACCCACCAAACCCCAGACGGAAUCCAAACUUCCUCAAGAGCAUCUACAACCAGAGAUCCCUGAACAACAGACAGGAAAACAAGAGUCUGCCAAAGUGGAACCAAGCCAGGAAGAGGCAACAAAAGCAGAAGAGCCAAUCAAACAGGAAUCCACUCAACCAAAGCCUAUCAUGAAAGAAGAUAGCAAAGAUAAAGCUGUUAAACCUGAGCUACCUGGACCAGAGCCGCCCAAACAAGAACCCCUCAAAGAAGAGCAGCCGAAACCUGACUUGAAAGAAGAUAGCAAGAAUGAAGCUGUUAAACCUAAGCUACGUGAACCAGAGCCGCCCAGACAAGAGCCCCUCAAAGAAGAGCAGCCGAAACCUGACUUGAAAGAAGAUAGCAAAGAUGAAGCUGUUAAACCUGAGCUACCUGAACCAGAGCCACCCAGACAAGAGCCCCUCAAAGAAGAGCAGCCGAAACCUGACUUGAAAGAAGAUAGCAAAGAUGAAGCUGUUAAACCUGAGCUACGUGAACCAAAGCCGCCCAGACAAGAACCCCUCAAAGAAGAGCAGCCGAAACCUGUCUUGAAAGAAGAUAGCAAAGAUGAAGCUGUUAAACCUGAGCUUCGUGAACCAAAGCCGCCCAGACAAGAGCCCCUCAAAGAAGAGCAGCAGAAGCCUGUCUUGAAAGAAGAUAUCAAAGAUGAAGCUGUUAAACCUGAGCUACGUGAACCAAAGCCGCCCAGACAAGAACCCCUCAAAGAAGAGCAGCCGAAACCUGUCUUGAAAGAAGAUAGGAAAGAUGAAGCUGUUAAACCUGAGCUACGUGAACCAAAGCCGCCCAAACAAGAACCCCUCAAAGAAGAGCAGCCGAAGCCUGUCUUGAAAUAAGAUAUCAAAGAUGAAGCUGUUAAACCUGAGCUACGUGAACCAAAGCUGCCCAGACAAGAGCCCCUCAAAGAAGAGCAGCAGAAGCCUGUCUUGAAAGAAGAUAUCAAA
Messenger RNA from Carassius carassius (crucian carp), 2765 nucleotides. RefSeq names its product beta-taxilin-like. NCBI's taxonomy places the organism in Eukaryota, Metazoa, Chordata, Actinopteri, Cypriniformes, Cyprinidae. The record is from RefSeq and is a predicted model, not a curated record. Bases 162 to 2657 code for a protein of 831 amino acids. The transcript has 10 exons. Gene Ontology annotation, molecular function: syntaxin binding.